UUGAAAAGCUGGCCACCGGCAAAAAAAGCUAAGAAAUAAGUAGACUUUCAACAAGAAGUACCUUUUCUUUGGUCCUAUAAAGUCGGAAUAAUCGAUUCAAGAUUAACCUUUGCAUAAACAAUAUUCCUAUAUUUUAUUUUCUGUUUGUGUCUUCCAUUUCACUGUUAAGACAUGUUGCAACAUAUUUUCGCGAUGUGUUAUUGAACUUCUUGGUGUCCAUGUCAAAGACUUGUCUAGUGUUUACACUGUUCUCUGUUGAUUAUAAUUAAUCGAGCGUAUCCUGUGAAAGUGUUAAUAAGAAAUAUGGCCGAAAAAGGUGACAAAGACACUAAAAUGAAUGGUCAUCUGACAGCCGAGUCUGUUAAAACAAUGGGUGAAUCUAUCGGAGUUGGGGGCCUACCUGAUGGGGCAGCUAACUACUUGGCAGAAGACUGCACAUACAGACUAAAACAGAUUGUUCAGGAAGCUACAAGAAUCAUGCAUCACAGCAAAAAAUGUAAAUUGACAUGUGGAGACUUCGACAAUGCUCUUAGAGUGCACAAUGUAGAGCCAUUGUAUGGGUUCCAUGCCCCAGACUUGAUCCCCUUCCGUUAUGCAAGUGGUGGAGGCAGGGAGCUUCACUUUGUGGAGGAAAAAGAGCUGGACCUCAGUGAAAUAAUCAACUCUACCCUACCAAAGGUGCCCCUUGAUGUCUCCAUGAAAGCCCACUGGUUGUGUAUUGAUGGUGAGCAGCCAGCCAUUCCAGAAAACCCACCACCUGCAAGUAAAGAUCAGCAGAAGAAGGAAAUACUCGAUACCUCCGUCAAAACCAUGAUAGACAAGAGCCACAAGCCCGCAGGCAGGCCGGGCGGGGACAUAGGGAAGGCUAAACACAAGCCUAAAGGUGUCUCCGACCUCGUGAAGAUGAAGGCUCUCAGUGUUCACGAAUUGUCUGUGGAGCAACAACUAUUCUACAAGGAGAUCACAGAAGCAUGUGUCGGCUCAGACGAGAUCAAGCGCUCCGAGGCCCUCCAGUCUCUUGCCACAGACCCUGGCCUGCACCAGAUGCUGCCUCAUUUCACGUCAUUUGUUGCUGAGGGGGUAAAGGUGAACAUAGUACAGAACAACCUGGCCUUGCUCAUCUACCUGAUGAGGUUGAUGAAAGCACUCAUGGAGAACCAGACCAUCUACCUCGAGAAAUAUCUGCAUGAGUUCCUGCCUGGAGUGAUGUCAUGCAUUGUGAGUAAGCAGUUGUGUAUGAGGCCAGAUGUGGACAAUCACUGGGCUCUCAGAGACUUUGCAGCCAGGCUAAAUGCUCUCAUAUGCAAAAAUUUCCACAACAAUGUAAACAACAUCCAGGCGCGUGUGACUAAGACGUUCAGUAAGGCUGUACGGUCGGAGAAGGCGGCCCUGGCCACAAUAUACGGAGCACUCAGCGGACUCGGGGAAUUGGGGCCAGAGGUUGUUCACUCGUUUGUGGUGCCGAACAUUCGUAUGAUCGGGGACCGAGUGAGACAGGCAAUAGAUGGGCAACAACUUACUAACAACGCUGACAGGAUUGCCGCCGAAAAUAUAAAGAAACUUGCAGCGAAGUAUAUCUCACCGGUGUUGAAGACACACCGUCUGCUGACAGACACUAUAGAGGACUACACAGCGGAAUACGGCUACUUGGGUCCACUCUUACAUGCCGCUGUUGGGAAGGAGAGGAGUUCUUCCACCUCCAGUCAGGGUCCCCCUCAUAAGCCAACUAUACAGAUAUCACAGGGCAAGCCCCAUAUAUUUCUGGGAGGGUCAGGCACCUUGUCCACGCCACAGACGCCCACAUCUGCACGUCCCCUACAAAACAUUACAUUUCCCCGCACCCCAUCCAUCCCUGGAGUUGGUCAAAACCCUAACCAGAAGUUUGUCAUCAUGCAGCAACCAAGGGUGUCAUCAGUACCCAUGCAGACCACGGGAGUGGGAGUGGGUGGCACUUCAAUAGUAAAAGUCCUUCCAGGAAUGCAUGGAGGGUCAACGGGUAACAUUACCAGUGGUGUCAGUGCUAGUACCAUAACAUCGUCAGGGAGUACAGGAGGGCAGAAGAUUGUUGUCAUGUCUGGUUCCCAGCAGCCUAUGCAGGUGCAGGUGUCUUCAGGAGGGGAACCAGGCAGGCAGGUGUUCACUUCCGCCACAGGCGAGCAGAUCUCCAUAGUGAAAACAGAACCAUCACAUUUGUGACCAUAGUAAUAAACUGGAAAUUUGAUGAGGUGUGUAAUAAUGUUCACGUUCUCCGCUGGCAAACAUAUCUCCCCAAGGACUUGUGCUGCCAUACUGUAUACAAACCUUAAUUCCUCCAUCGCGCUCAGUGAGAAACAAUAACUUCCACUUGAUUGCUCCAAGAUGACAGGAAUUUGUCAUGACUUGGUGGAAAUGUGUAAUGGUGUUGCCGCAGUGACUAAUGACCUUACUUCGCUAGAACCUACAUGCCUCUCCAUGGCGACAUUGUAACCUUACAACAAAGGGUCACAACUACAAAUUUGUAUUAGUGUUGCUGUAUAUAAGCUUUGAUCCUAUGGAACUUUAUCUCCUAAACUCAAAAACAAAAUCUUGUAAGCAAAUCACCAGGAAUGGAAAAUGUUUAGACUGGAGAGGGGGUAAUAAUGACUGAAAACUGUUGUUGAAAGAUUACGAUUAGACAGUGCUGGUUUUCAGUAGUUACUAUAUAUGGAGUAAAACAGCGUGUUGGGAAACAGCUUCCAAUUGUUGGAAGGCUGAUUGACUAUGACUGAAUUUUGUUGUAAAAAAAACUCACUCAAGUGUUGAUAAAAUUUACAACAAAAUAAAGUUGUUAAGACAUUAUGAAUUUUGGUGAAUGUAACCUUUAAUUUCUGAAUUCAUACCUGAAUGUUAAAAGGACAACUCAUGUCAGAUGUAAUUGAUUGCAUUAUUUGAUUUUUAAUAUAUUAAAAAAUAAAUCUUAUGGUAUUAAAUGCUUUACCUAUGAACAAGAAACUGAAUUAGUUAUAGCCAC
Mya arenaria is the source of this 2989-nucleotide messenger RNA. Its product is annotated as transcription initiation factor TFIID subunit 6-like. Gene Ontology annotation, biological process: transcription initiation at RNA polymerase II promoter; RNA polymerase II preinitiation complex assembly. The record is from RefSeq and is a predicted model, not a curated record. The transcript is spliced from 12 exons. Bases 304 to 2196 code for a protein of 630 amino acids. NCBI's taxonomy places the organism in Eukaryota, Metazoa, Mollusca, Bivalvia, Myida, Myidae. Gene Ontology annotation, molecular function: RNA polymerase II general transcription initiation factor activity; transcription coactivator activity; protein heterodimerization activity. Gene Ontology annotation, cellular component: SAGA complex; SLIK (SAGA-like) complex; transcription factor TFIID complex.